UGGCUCAUUACAUGGGCAAAGGGGUGCAGGCAGGUUGAAGUGAUCAUGCUUACUCCGUAUACUAGUCCCGUUAUGUAUGCUUUGGAGGACUUGAUAUGCUUGUCGGACAAUGGAAUAGACACACCUAAUUUUGUCAAGUACACAGAAGCAAACUGCACAACAGAGGUUGGCUUUGUGCUCUUUGUUGCGACUGAACAGGAGUCCUGUUCUUCAUGCUGGUGGUGUUCGUCCAUAACAUCACACUUGGCUGGCUGUCGGAGGACAUGCGAUCCAACACCAGGGGGCGCUACCACUAUGAUGCGUUUGUCUCCUACAGCGGGAAGGACGAGCGCUGGGUGGAGGAGGAGCUGCUUCCCAAUCUGGAGCAGAGGGGUCCUCCUUUCCUGCGCCUCUGUCUGCACAGCAGGGACUUCCAGCUGGGGAAGGACAUUGUGGAGAACAUCACAGACAGCCUCUACCGGAGCCGACACACUCUCUGCCUAGUCAGCCGCCACUACCUACGCAGUAACUGGUGCUCUCUGGAGAUGAAGCUGGCCACCUCCAGGCUGCAGGUUGAACAAAGGGACAUCCUCCUCCUGGUCUUCCUGGAGAAGAUCCCCCCUCGCCGUCUGUCUGCCCACCACAGGCUGGCUCGCCUGCUGAAAACCAGGACUUAUCUGGACUGGCCCCAGGACCCCAAUCAGCACCAGGCAUUCUGGGACAGACUGUGGGCUAAACUGAAACCUCUGUCUGAAACGUGAGGUGUAGAGGUUGAUGUACUGUGAGACAUUCUGGACUGAAAUGUGUCAUCAGAGGUUAAUGUGGGACAUUGUGUUAGUGCAGAUGUAAUGUUGACACAUAUGUUGAGGUAUGGCAUUUGUCGUUUAAAGUACUCCGUACAAAUGUCAACCACUAUUUGUGAUUUGUUUUGACAAUCCUGGUGAAGUCCUAUUAAAUAUUCUACCUGGAGUGUACUUUUUAUGAUUCUUCUGAAAUAAUCCUGUUUCAACUUCUUAGAAAAACAUUCAAUGCAUUUUUUUUACUUCCUCACGUUUGAACAGAUUCUGUUUGUAUUUUUCAACACCUAAUCGCUGACCCAUGUCUUUGUUUGGAAAUGUGCUGCUAAGAGGAACUGACAAAGGGGUUUAGCUCUGUCUCUGUUUUACUUCAGAUAACAACUACUUUACGCUGCUGUGAAUAACUAACUAUACAUGACCAAAGAUGAUGAACCUGUUAUUAAUGACAAUAUAUUAAUGACCAAUGACCAUGAACCAGUUAUUAAUGACAAUAUAUUAAUGACCAAUGACCAUGAACCAGUUAUUAAUGACAAUAUAUUAUUGGCCAAUGACCAUGAAGCAGUUAUUAAUGACAAUACAUUAAUGACCAAUGACCAUGAAGCAGUUAUUAAUGACAAUACAUUAUUGACCAAUGACCAUUAAGCAGUUAUUAAUGACAAUACAUUAUUGACCAAUGACCAUGAAGCAGUUAUUAAUGACAAUACAUUAAUGACCAAUGACCAUGAAGCAGUUAUUAAUGACAAUACAUUAACGACUAAUGACCAUGAACCAGUUAUUAAUGACAAUAUAUUAAUGACCAAUGACCAUGAACAAGUUAUUAAUGACAAUAUAUUAAUGACCAAUGACCAUGAAGCAGUUAUUAAUGACAAUACAUUAAUGACCAAUGACCAUGAAGCAGUUAUUAAUGACAAUACAUUAUUGACCAAUGACCAUGAAGCAGUUAUUAAUGACAAUACAUUAUUGACCAAUGACCAUGAAGCAGUUAUUAAUGACAAUACAUGAAUUACCAAUAACCAUGAAGCAGUUAUUAAUGACAAUACAUUAAUGACCAAUGACCAUGAAGCAGUUAUUAAUGACAAUAUAUUAAUGACCAAUGACCAUGAAGCAGUUAUUAAUGACAAUAUAUUAAUGACCAAUGACCAUGAACCAGUUAUUAAUGACAAUAUAUUAAUGACCAAUAACCAUGAAGCAGUUAUUAAUGGCAAUACAUUAAUGACCAAUGACCAUGAACCAGUUAUUAAUGACAAUAUAUUAAUGACCAAUGACCAUGAACCAGUUAUUAAUGACACUAUA
Molecule: messenger RNA, 2069 nt
Organism: Oncorhynchus mykiss (rainbow trout)
Lineage: Eukaryota; Metazoa; Chordata; Actinopteri; Salmoniformes; Salmonidae
Source: RefSeq, a predicted model, not a curated record